AUGUAUGAGAGGAAAGUUUUUCGGUGGUAUGUGCACCACUCAACGUGUGGAGUCCAUGAACAAGUAUGUGAAAGAUUACUUGAGGAAAGGGGUGAGUUGUUUGAAUGUAUUCCAGCAAUUGAUAGGGCUAUGUUACGUCUUAGAAAUACCACGGUGAAGGAUGGUUUCAACGCAAAGUACUCAACACCAGUCCUUAAAACCGCAUUGACAAAACUCGAGCAACAAGCUUCUCUGAUUUACACGCAUAGGUGCUUUGUAUUGGUACGUCAUGAGAUCGAAUCUUGUUCAACACUCACCCAUGAUAAUGUGAUGCAUAAUUUUGGAGGUCUUGUAUACGUAUUGUCAAAAUAUGGUGAACCGCAUAAUAAUUGGACUUGUGUUUACCACGGUGGGGAAAAUAUGCUGAUAGAGUGUGGAUGCUGGAAAUAUGAAAGUGAAGGGAUCCCAUGUUGCCACCUGUUUUAUGUAAUGAAGUGCGAGCACCUUACGGAAAUUCCUCCAGCACUCAUAAUGAAGAGAUGGACAAAGAGUGCCCAAACUGAUACAUGUAGGGGAUUUAUCGGCAAAGGCGAAGACACUACCAACUAA
Messenger RNA from Prunus armeniaca (apricot), 588 nucleotides. NCBI's taxonomy places the organism in Eukaryota, Viridiplantae, Streptophyta, Magnoliopsida, Rosales, Rosaceae. The record is from the annotation of a GenBank genome assembly.